AUGAUUAGCAAACGAAUCUUAUUGAUGACAUUACGUUCUUCGGAGCAGACGCAUUUUACAUCAGAGAGAUAUUUCGCUUCAAAAGUUUUUAAAGAGAAGUACGCGAAAGUCUAUCCACUUAAAACACCGACUAUGAUUGCUUUGGAUAAUUUUGACUUUUAUUAUGGACCUGUUUAUGGCAAUCGCUGGCCCUCGAUACGUUUGGCACUGCUGACACCGAACAAAUAUUUCGCAAUUUUGAAUAAAUUUGCGAGUAAUUGGAAAGAAAAUGAGAUGUUAAUGAAAAAAAUUGGUGCUAUUAAUGUUUUGGAAGAGGCACGAGAACAGGAAAGUAAACUAACGGAUGAAAAGCAAUUAGAACCCAAGAUUUGCAUUGAAACUAGUAUUUCUGAAGAAAAGUCAUUGGAAAGCUUUUUCAGUGAUCAGAUCGGUCCAGAACCUUUGCAUAUGCGUGGUAAAGGAGGAUUAACUCAGUUUCGACAAUCUGGUAGGAAUGUUACAAUGGAUGAAAAGAUAAAUCUUAAAGAAGAUGCAUCACCAAAUGUGAACACAAAGAGAAUUGAAAUAACUGGUUUCGAAGGACAGUAUGUAGAAUUACCGAAAGAGAAUCAUGUAUUACAUUAUCCGAAUAAGCUUGAUAUAUAUGCUUUUCCAUAUGGGAACUUAUCCUGUUAUCCACCUCCUGUAAAAGAUGAAGUUGGGACUCAAGGCAAAAUUUUAUGCUGGUGGCUUCUUGAUGGUGGUUCGAUAGCGCCUGUAUUAGCUUUGGGUUUAACUGAAGGAGAAAAUGUUUUGGAUAUGUGUGCAGCACCGGGUGGAAAAAGCCUACUUAUCAUUCAAACACACUUAAUAGGUCAACUAACGUGCAACGAUAAUAAACAAAGUCGCCUAGGUCAUUUGCAUAGAGCUUUAGGGCAGUAUAUUCCAGUCAGUUCUGAAAUAGCUGAUCGAAUUAUUCUAAAGAGAAAGGAUGCAUCUAUUUUGGACACUUGGGAUGAAAUCAGUAUUUAUGAUAAAGUUUUACUGGAUGCACCUUGUACUUCGGAUCGUCUCUCUGUAAAUAGGGAUGAUGGUAAUUUAUAUUCGUCGCAAAUGACUGAACAGCGUUUGAAUUUACCUCAAGUACAAACAAGAAUGCUUGUAAAUGCUUUACGUUCAGUGCGUGUUGGUGGUUGUGUUGUUUAUUCAACGUGCACCCUAUCUCCAGUGCAAAAUGAAGGAGUGGUUGAAAAUGGUGUAGCAAUUGCCAGCACACAUUUUGGAAUAAAAGCUGUGGAAUUGUCAUUGUCAGAAUUGGAGUAUCGGUUUAGAGGCAGCUAUCAGUUUAGUGAUAAACCUCGUAGAGGUUCUUUGAUACUUCCAUUCUUACCAUCCAACUGUGGUCCAAUGUAUAUGUGUAAAUUACAAAGAAUAAAGUGA
Thelazia callipaeda (thelaziosis nematode) is the source of this 1419-nucleotide messenger RNA. NCBI's taxonomy places the organism in Eukaryota, Metazoa, Nematoda, Chromadorea, Rhabditida, Thelaziidae. The record is from the annotation of a GenBank genome assembly.